Phytophthora sojae is the source of this 660-nucleotide messenger RNA. RefSeq lists its product as hypothetical. The record is from RefSeq and is a predicted model, not a curated record. NCBI's taxonomy places the organism in Eukaryota, Oomycota, Peronosporomycetes, Peronosporales, Peronosporaceae. The transcript has 4 exons. The coding region runs from base 1 to 660 and encodes 219 amino acids.
AUGACCUUGCUGCUCCCUCUCCUCCUCCUCCUGCUACGGCUGCUCGCCAAUGCUGCGUGCGGCGUGCGUACACCUCCGCAAUUGCCUCGCCAAUUCCAAGCGGAGGUGCAAGUGUUGUCGCACCUCACCGACCCCCGACAGGACUAUCCUCCGUCCAUGGGGAGGAUGAAGGUGCAGUACGACUUCGAUCAGCAACUCGCACGAGCUGAAAUGUUGGAGGGAUACAACGCAGGCAAGACGUUCGUACGACGCUAUGACCAGAAACAAGAGUUUAUGGUCAAGGGCGGCGAGUUCCGCAAGUGCGAGCGAGCGUACUUGGGGGACGCCAUGCCGGCACCAGAGAUACCUUUCACCCAAGAAUUCGUGGCAAUGGAGAGUGUGCGGGGCAAGGUGUGCGAGCACUGGGUACAUGCACAUGAGGACGCCCGCGUGCAUGUGUACAGUGAUGUUGCUACGAAUGUUCCCAUUCGCCUGACGGAGGAGAACGUUAUUGACGGGCAGCCUACGAUGCUCCUGACGUUCGAUCUAUUCGACGUCCAUGUGGGACCGCAGAACGUGUCGAGCUUUACCAUCCCAGACGGAUACGAACGCAGCGACUGUGUACGAAACGUUGGGGGCUUCCCGUAUAUUCAUGCCUUCCACUACUACCUGCGGUUUUAG